This is a messenger RNA of Fomitiporia mediterranea MF3/22, 787 nucleotides long. RefSeq lists its product as uncharacterized. NCBI's taxonomy places the organism in Eukaryota, Fungi, Basidiomycota, Agaricomycetes, Hymenochaetales, Hymenochaetaceae. The transcript has a single exon. Bases 485 to 712 code for a protein of 75 amino acids. The record is from RefSeq and is a predicted model, not a curated record.
CCCGUAUGCAACACAACUCAAGAUCGAGAACGUCACAAGACAUUCGACUGCAUGUCCCGUGUGUGAAGAGUGCGUGGCCACAUAAGUGCGUAUGUUCCCGAUGGACUGGUAUGAUCCGCAUAUAGUAAAAGCCGAAUUAGGGUUGCGGGCAUGUCUUAUUGAAUGAUCUAGUCAGAAACAUUUUCCCGCUUGUUGUGCUCGAAACUGAAUUGCUGCCCCAGAAUAAUCGACUCCUUUCCUUUCCUUCUGCGAGCGGAUGUGCCACUUGGCACAUCAUCCAAAGUCUUCCCUUCCCCGAGCGUCUCGCCACGCUGCAAUUACCUGGUAUUGAGGAACAUCGACCUGACAACUCCCGACACGCUAAACAUCUCGGUUCAGGGAAGUCGAGCCAUUCUACCAGAAGAAACGGAAGCAAUUAAGUUGAUUCAGUCGAGAUCAAUGUGCAGUCCAACCAAGAGAAUUCGGAAGGGUUCUGAAUUUGUAUAUGGCCGAUAUUCUCGCACGGAGGAUGAACACGCAACGCACCCCGAAGCCUGUCAGAAGGUUUGGAAGUGGUGAUCGACGUGAAACUUCUCCAAUCUCAUUAACCCCACUCUCCCAAUCCGUCCGGCUGCGGCUUUCUUCUGGGGCAGCUAUUUGCAGUCUCACGCGUCUAUUCCCUAGUAGACGAAACCGUCAGUCCAGCAUCAGAACGUCCGUGGCGUUGAUAUGACUCUAGCUGAUCGGAUCGUUCCAAUGAUGCCCGUAAAAGACAUUCCAACCAGGUUCAGGCACUAGCAUCUAGAAA